CCAUGGUACGGCCGCCCCCUGCCGGCCACUUUUCCAAGCCCCCUCUAGGCGUUAAUUGCCCGGCCAGCGACCGCCCCUUCUCUCGGGAGCUGCCGGAAAACCGGGGUUCCCACUCUUGGGGUGAACCAAUGGUGCAGCACUGCAUUGGGGGAAUGUGCAGAGCCCAUCUCCAAUAAUUCUGGUUAGCGAGCACUUACUGUUCCAACAUGGUCCAGCAUUGUGCAGCCAUAAACCGCUCUGUGCAAGUUGUUAACCUAGACCCUGCAGCAGAAUACUUCAAUUAUCCUCUGAUGGCCGACAUUCGAGAAUUAAUUGAAGUGGAUGAUGUUAUGGAAGAUGACUCCUUAAGGUUUGGUCCCAAUGGUGGUUUAGUAUUUUGCAUGGAAUACUUUGCCAAAAACUUUGACUGGCUUGAGGAUUGUCUUGGCCAUGUGGAGGAUGAUUAUAUACUCUUUGAUUGCCCAGGUCAGAUUGAACUCUAUACUCAUUUGCCAGUGAUGAAACAGCUGGUGGAGCAGCUGCAGCAGUGGGAAUUCCGUGUCUGUGGAGUUUUUCUUGUUGAUUCUCAGUUUAUGGUGGAAUCUUUUAAGUUUAUUUCCGGUGUCUUGGCAGCCCUCAGUGCAAUGAUAUUGUUAGAGAUUCCACAGAUCAACAUCAUGACCAAAAUGGAUUUGUUGAGCAAGAAAGCUAAAAAGGAAAUUGAAAAGUAUUUAGAUCCUGAUAUGUAUUCUGUGAUCGAAGAUUCUGCAAAUAUACUAAAAAGCACAGUGUUCAAGAAACUGACUAAAGCUAUAUGUGGAUUGAUUGAUGACUACAGCAUGGUUCGAUUUUUACCUUAUGAUCACUCUGAUGAAGAAAGCAUAAAUAUUGUGCUGCAGCACAUAGACUUUGCCAUUCAGUACGGGGAAGAUCUAGAAUUUAAAGAACCAAAGGAAAAUGAAGACGAGAAACCUGCUACUUUAGAUGAAUAUUUUCAAGACCAAGUGGAUGAGUAAAGAGUGUAUAUACCAAAAGAAGAGAAAAAAUAGCCUGGUUGCAAAAUAUGCCUAAAUAAGGAAUCCUUCUCUGAAUAUUCGUGGGUGUUGGGUUUUUUUGUUUGUUUGUUUUUUUAAAUAUCAAAACUAUAAUUUGAAUAAAUGGCUAGAGGAA
Molecule: messenger RNA, 1149 nt
Organism: Mauremys mutica (yellowpond turtle)
Lineage: Eukaryota; Metazoa; Chordata; Testudines; Geoemydidae
Gene: GPN3
Product: GPN-loop GTPase 3
Exons: 9
Coding region: 207-995 (262 amino acids)
Molecular function (GO): GTPase activity
Source: RefSeq, a predicted model, not a curated record